AUAUUUGUGCGCACUAACAGUUGUUCGCAUUGCAAUCUGUGCGCGCUAACAGUUGUGCGCAAAAUUUAGUCGUUUAGUGACGUAGGCGCUCUAUCUGCGCUCUAACGGAAUGUUAUUAUUAAAACUAUGCGACUCUUUAAUUUAUCACAAUGGCAUUGGCAACAAAAAAUAUUUAUAGAGGCAAAACAAUUUUAACAAUAUCGGUUUAGAGGUUAAGUUUAAGUUACAAAUUUAUAAUAUUAAAUUAUUACCGUGUUGCAAUUAAAUUGCAUUUACUGCAGAUUUACUUUAGGAAUGUAAAUAACAAUUUCUCAAGUAGAAAAGUGUUAAGCUGAAAUGGUACAAUCUUGUAUCACUAAAAUACUAGAUAAUGGUUGAGUUCAAAGCCACUAAUCGGUGAGUCAACGAUGAAAUCGGUGAGUGAACGUGGCUCUGAACGAAGCACUGAUCGUUCUAACUCAUCAGGAAAAAAAAAUUACGUCACAUCAGGUUCGUUCACUGAUCUGUUCAUCGCUUUUUUCCACCGAUUACUUUUCUGUUCUUUCUGAACGUAAACAAACAUCAUGGAUGAAUUUGAAGUUCUUUAUGAAUCGAAUGGACUCUAUUACAAUGUUAUUGGAACCAGAGAAUUACAUGAUUACUUAAAGUCAAGUCCUGAGAAUGCAAAAGCAUUUUUUAAGGAAAAUGUUGGAAACCUGGAGGUGCAGGGUGUUGCUGGGUCCACGGGUGGUGUUGAAGAUUCGAGCAAAGGUUCUCCAGAAUUCAGAUGGACGCAUGAAAAGAUUACCCUGCUCCUAGCAGGGUAUAAGAGAAGAAAAGCGCAGUUUCGCGAUCCGAAACAGAAGAAAAAUAACCUUUGGAGGGUCAUUGCCGGAGAAUUCCAUGCUCUUGGGCACACUUCGGUGACCCAUGACAUGGUCGACAACAAAUUUCGGAAUUUGAAAAGAACUUUUACACAGAUAAUGGACAAUCAAAACAAGACAGGACGAGGUGCGAUUAAGUGGGAAUUUUUUGACAUGUUUCUAGAAAUUUUUCACGAGGACAAGUCUGUCAACCUGGAUAGGUCUUUAAUAAUUUCCUCAUCACCCUUUCUAUCUUCCCCUCAUGCUGCAUCCAUAGACCGACAGACUCACCCAACUACAUCAUCAUCAUCUAAAACAUUCACAGUCCUUACACCAUCAACCCCAGCAAUUCAGUCGUAGUUCGGACGCCGAACUGUUAGUGCUGUGUUUCUGUGCUCUGCUAUCUAUCUGUGCUGAGAUAAAAGUUACCAGUGAAUCCUGCAUCGACUAGUGAAUAUUUCUGCUAAAAGUAAGGUUAUUUUUCUGCUUUAAAACUGCACCACAACAAUUUCUAGUUCAAUUUUAUUUUUAUAUUUUCUAUUACGGUACUGAUUUACUUCCCACCUAUUCUUAAUCAUUCAUCUGAAUCCUUUUUUUCCUUGCGUAAAAAUUUCAGGGGCCUCCAUUUCCUAAGCCGUCACGUUAGCCCUCUUGACGCAUUUUCACCCUUUUCACAACAAUUCCUAUGUAUAUUGUACUAUAUAAUUUGGAAUAGAAUUUCUACAGUAUAGCAAUGACAUAGUCUUGCUUCCGAAUUAUGAACACUCAUUUAUAAUUUAACUAUGCUACGUACAUGAUUUUAUCACGUUAUGCAAAGAUGCGACUGUAAUUGCAAUAAGGAAAUCAGUUCAAAAACUUUAUUGGUUUGCUCUGAGUGUAAGCUGCAUUUUCACUUCUUAUGCGCUAAUUUUACAGAAAGUAAUUAUAAAAAAUUAUCUAAAGAAUCCGCCCGCAGGUGGCGAUGCAGUGAAUGUAAGAGUUCGAAUAAAGAUAAGUUAAUUAACAUGUCUAAAACUCAGACGAUAGGAAACAGUGACUUGAUCGCUGAACUGAAAAGGGAAAUUAGAAAUACCAUAGCACAAGAAAUGAAAGAGAUCACAAACGAAAUGAAAAAGACCAAUGAAAAUGUUUCUGAACUGAAAAAGUCUGUGGAAUUUUUCUCUGCAAAAAUUGAUGAAUAUAAUAAAGAGAUAGGGGAAUAUAAAAGCGAUCAUUCCACCCUAAAAAAAGAGAACGAAAUAUUGAAAACAAAACUUUCUGAGAUGGAAAAGGAAUUAACAGAACUGCAGCAGUAUGGAAGACUGAAAAAUUUAGAGAUUCAUGGAAUACCAGUAACUAAAAAUGAGAAUAUCGAAGAAAUAAUCGGAAAAACAGCAAAGGUCCUGAACAUAGGUAAUAAUGAUGAGAGGCUGGGAAUUGAAGCCGCGCAUAGACUUCCAACGAGAGAUAAGAAGAAAAUCCCUCCUAUUAUUGUUGCAUUCUCGUCAAGGAAGACCAGGGAUAAUUGGAUUAUGAACUAUAAGGCAUAUCAAAAGGAAAUGAGACAAAAUGACCCCCAUGUCUUCAAGGGACUACGCACCACACACAUAAAUAAAAAUCUUGAAGAUGGACCUGUUUACAUAAAUGAAAAUUUGACACCUCGAUUAAGACAACUAUUCAAUGAAACAAGACUGGCAGCAAAGAAGAACAACUUCAAAUUCACCUGGAUAAAGACUGGAAAAAUUUUCGUCAAGAAAAAUGAAGCUUCUCGGACUAUUCGUAUACACAACAUCCAGUCACUGAAGGAGUUAUCAACCGAUAACACAGAGGAAACAACAGCUGACGACAAGGAGGCGAGUGGAUAAAAAACCGGAUAAAAUGGUAUCUAUUAUCGAUCUAAUAAUCUACAAUGAACAGUUUACUGGAAUUGCAUUCUCUUCUAGAAAAUGAUAACGAACUUUCAAAUGUAAUUGAUGAUUAUUUUAACUAUACACCUGAAGGAUAUGGGGUUAAUACAAAAUACUUUAAUAUUUAUGUCAUGAACAUACGAAGUUUGAGUAAAAACUUUGACAGCUUUGUAUAUUGUCUGGAAAAUUUCAAAUUAAUAUAUGAUAUAAUAGUACUAACCGAAACAUGGCUUGAAAAGUAUGAACCCACUCUAUUCAAUCUAGAUGGUUAUCGAGUUGUAAACAAAAACGCUAAAUAUAAUAAAUGUGACGGUAUAAUAGUUUAUAUAAGAGAAGAUCUAUCUUUCACGAAUAUAGAUUGUGAUAUCUGUGAAGCAAAUGCAAUCAAUAUAAUUGUGAACACCGGGCUAGAUAACUAUAUAAACUUUGUUGCUAUCUAUAGGUCUCCAAAUAGGAAUGCGAUAAGAUUCAUUGAAAGUAUUGAUGAUUACAUCCAGAGAAUGCCACAAAAUCAUAACAUCUGUAUAGCAGGAGACAUUAACUUAAACUUGUUUUCUAACGAUAAUAUUGUAACUUCAUAUAUUAAUACUCUAAAUGGAAAUGGCUUUAGAUCUUGUAUAAAUGGUAGCACUAGAGUUACAAAUCGAACAGAGUCGUCUAUAGACCACAUAUUUCUUAAAACAACUGAUAAUGUAUUUGACAGUGCGGUAGGAAACAUAUUUAAAACAACUAUUACUGAUCACUACUCAGUGACUUUACAUUUGGGAUUGAGUAAUUUUAAACAAGAUAAAAAAAUCAACUAUAUAAGCAAUAAGAAAAUAAUUAACUAUACAAAAUUAAAGGAUUUAUUGAGUAAUAAAAAAUGGGAUAGUAUUUAUGAAAAUCAAUCCAAUGACGUUAACGCUUUGCUAAAAAUAUUCUGUUCGGUUUUGACUAAGUGUAUUGAAAAUUCUAGUCAGGAAAUAAAAAUAUCACACAGAUAUAAGCCUUUGAAGCCAUGGAUUACUUCUGGACUAAUAAAAUCAAUAAGAACUAAAGAUAAAUUAUAUAAGAGAUCAAUAAAAGAACCUUUCAACACAAAACUGAAACAUGAUCUUAAAGCAUAUAAAAAUGUAUUAAAUAGAUUAAUUGAUGAAACAAAAACAAACUAUUAUCGAUCAAAAAUAGAUGAAUGCAGGAGUGAUAAACGUAAACUAUGGAAUUACAUAAAUGAAAUCAUUGAUGAUACAAAAAAUAAACAUGAUGAACCAGAAAUAGAUUCAGCUGAAUUAAAUAGAUAUUUUUCGCAAGUUGGUAAAAACUUGGCUGCUCAAAUUGAACAAAAUACCACCACAUCAGAUUUCCCAUAUAAGAGAACCAAUGAAUUGAAUGCAUCUUUUUUUCUCAGUCCCGUAAAUCCACCGGAGGUGAUAGAAACUAUAAAAACUCUAAAAAAUAACUCUUGUCCAGGUCCUGAUAAUAUUAAUAAUAGAGCUCUAAAGCAGAUAGCAGAUCUAAUAGCUGAACCCCUCUCUUACAUUGUAAAUAAAUGUUUUGAAACAGCUGUAUUUCCUGAUUCAUUCAAAAUAGCAAACAUUAAACCGAUUCUUAAAAAAGGUGAUAAAAAUAAUCCAGGUAACUAUAGACCAAUAAGCUUAAUUAGCAACCUUGCCAAAAUAUUUGAAAAAUUAUUUAAAAAACGAAUAAUGAAGUUCAUACAAAAAAAUAACAUUAUUAAUGAAAACCAAUAUGGUUUCCAACCUAAUAAAAGUACUGAGGAUGCGCUAGUGUAUUUUGUAAACAAUGUAACAGAUAUGUUAAAUUCCAAGAAAAAACCACUUGCAGUCUUCAUGGAUUUAUCUAAGGCUUUCGAUACCAUACCACAUGAUAAAAUUUGCAACAAAUUGGAGAAGUAUGGUUUCAGAGGUCAUUCAUUAAAGUUUAUAAGAAGUUACUUGGAAGAUAGAUUCCAAAUUUUAACAAUAAAUAACAAUAAAAGUAUAGAGAAACUGUCAUCUUACGGCCUGCCCCAGGGAACUGUUCUUUCACCAAUAUUUUUCAUUCUUUAUGUAAAUGAUUUGCUGAAUAUUAAGCUAAAGAAUGGGAGAAUUUCAUCUUUUGCUGAUGAUUCAGUGAUUAUAUUUUCAGAAAAUAAUUGGAAUGAUACUUUCAUUGUUGCAGAGCAAGAUAUGAAAAUUGUGAAGAACUGGAUGGACUCUAAUGCUUUGAGUUUAAAUGUAGAAAAAACCAAUUACAUAGCUUUUUCAGCAAAUAGAGAGGGUAAACCUAACAAUCAAUAUAAGUUAAAAAUCCAUUCAAACUGUUCUUCAAUAAAUCAACCAAACAUUAAUAGAUGUUCCUGCCCUGUUAUUAAUAGGAAAUCAAACCUCAAAUAUCUUGGUAUAUGGAUCGAUGAGUGUCUCAAAUGGGACAUCCAUGUUAACUUCCUAUGUAAGAGACUAAAAUACCUAUCUUAUAAAUU
This is a messenger RNA of Nilaparvata lugens (brown planthopper), 5189 nucleotides long. RefSeq lists its product as uncharacterized. The record is from RefSeq and is a predicted model, not a curated record. The coding region runs from base 564 to 1202 and encodes 212 amino acids. The transcript has 4 exons. Lineage: Eukaryota; Metazoa; Arthropoda; Insecta; Hemiptera; Delphacidae.